Syngnathoides biaculeatus (alligator pipefish) is the source of this 1768-nucleotide messenger RNA. RefSeq names its product zinc finger protein ZFP2-like. The record is from RefSeq and is a predicted model, not a curated record. The coding region runs from base 94 to 1620 and encodes 508 amino acids. Gene Ontology annotation, biological process: regulation of transcription by RNA polymerase II. Gene Ontology annotation, molecular function: DNA-binding transcription factor activity; RNA polymerase II cis-regulatory region sequence-specific DNA binding. NCBI's taxonomy places the organism in Eukaryota, Metazoa, Chordata, Actinopteri, Syngnathiformes, Syngnathidae. The transcript is spliced from 3 exons.
AUCAGAAGAAGAAAGGUGGCCGUAGUCUCCCAAAAUUCUUUGGAAGCUAAACUGAAUGUGAGGAGAGAAUAGCAAAGCUCCUGUUGCAAAGCGAUGACUUCAUACCAGUACAUUCGGCAUUUUGUCAACGAGCGAUUAGCUGCGGCUGCGGAAGAGAUUGCUGGAGUCUUUAUAAAUACUAUUGUCGAGUAUGAAGAGGAGAUCGGACGUCAGCGCAGGCUUUUAGAUGACUUUCAGAAACCUCGAAUAAAGCUGGACAGAAGAGAGCACCAAGAACAAGAUGUCGACGAGCAACAGGCAGUUUUUUCUGGUUCCUCUUGGUCCAGUGAGGACCGAGAAAACCCAGAACCUCCUCAAAUUAAAGAGGAGCCCUGCACCAGUCAUGAUGGAGAUGAGUGGGAAAUGAAACAGGAGUGGGAUAACAUAAGACUAAUUUCAGUUUGUCAGGAAAGUCACACCAGAGACAACCAUGCUCCGGACUCGAGUGAAUGUCUGAAUCACUUCGAAGAAUGGCACUGUGACAAAAAUGCCGUUUUGCACAACACCGAUGCAGAUAAGAGCCAACAAGUCAAAACAGCUGAGGAUGGUGAUCUGAGAUCAAAGACAUUUGUGGAGGGAGAAAUAAAGCAAAAACUCGACAAAAACAGCAGUCACGACUUGCAACAGCAAGAUGCUCACAAGCAACAGGAGGGUCUCACUCGGUCGUCCUGGUCGGACGUGGAUGAAGAAGUGUUUGAACCUAGACAGGUAAAAGAAGAACCUUGCACCAGUCAGGAGGAAGAGGGACUGGAAAUAAAGCACAAAAUGGAUACCUGUAUGCAUCUUCCCAUUAGUCAGGGAAGUUCACAUAAGGAUGAUGGAAUUGUGUCCGCAAUGCUGACAAAUGCUGAGCCAACUAUAAAGCAUGGCAGACACAGUCAAAAUCCACGCACACGGAUCCACAAAGGGGAAAAACGGUGUAUUUGCAGCAUGUGCGGGAAACGAUUUUACAAUAAAACAACACUGAAACUUCACAUAAUGAGCCACACGGGCGAGAAACCGUAUGCUUGCGACAUCUGCGGGAAUCGAUUUACUGUAAUUGCCAUGUUGAACCGGCACAAGAAGAUCCACACAGGUGAUAAACCGUAUCCCUGUGGCCACUGCGAAAAGAGAUUUAGUGACAAAACGGCACUGAGGGUGCACAUGAGGACUCACACGGGUGAGAAGCCUUACCCUUGUGACGUGUGCGAGAAAAGGCUCAGCAGCGCCACUGCCCUCAAAGUUCACAUGAGGACUCACACGGGAGAGAAACCGUUCUGCUGCAACACCUGCGGGGGCACUUUCCGUGCCAAGACGGCGCUGAAAAGCCACAUGCGGAUUCACACCGGCGAUAAACCGUACACCUGUGACUUCUGUGACAAAAGACUGAGCAGCACGACAGCGCUCAAGGUUCACUUGAGGACUCACACGGGCGAGAAACCGUACCCUUGCGACAUGUGCCAGAAAAGACUGAGUAGCACCACGGCACUCAAAAUUCACAUGAGGACUCACACGGGAGAGAAACCGUUCUCAUGCAACAUUUGCGGGAGUCGAUUUAGAGCAAAGGCGACAUUAAAAAUACAUAUGAGAAUCCAUGGGUGAAGUCAUGCCCCCUGUGACUGACGUGACGACAGUGCAAACAGCCUAUUGCCAAAACGCUCGUCCUUCGGUUUUGUCACCCAGGUCAUUGUCAUCCGCAAAAGGUCUUACCGAGUCUUUUGGAUCAUUAAAGGUCUUCAAUAUACAAGAA